Molecule: messenger RNA, 1382 nt
Organism: Homalodisca vitripennis (glassy-winged sharpshooter)
Lineage: Eukaryota; Metazoa; Arthropoda; Insecta; Hemiptera; Cicadellidae
Exons: 2
Coding region: 159-995 (278 amino acids)
Source: RefSeq, a predicted model, not a curated record
UUAUUUAGGCCAGGUUUUUAUAGGUUUAAAAAUACUAGAGUCGGUGGUCGGGGUGGGGACUGGCUCGAAGUGGCAGUCUAGCUGCAUCUCUCGCAGCGUUGUCCGGAGUACAGUACCGUCACCGCGCAGACUACCGUCACUUACAUCAAACCAGGAACAUGGCGACCAGACGGCGACCUCGGACUAAAGUCUACGACUGCAACUUCCACAUCGGCGAAAGCUACUACAAACCCGUGAUGGAUAGCCUGGACCGGAAGUACUCAGGGAGGCCUGUAGAAGCUGUGACGCCACUGGCAGACCGGGAGAGCACACCCACCAGCCGCUUUUCCAAACUGCUGGGAGACCGCGAAGGCACGCCUACCAACCGUGCGAGCAAACUUUUGGCAGAGUUCGAGUCUAAUGGGAUCGAUGCAGUAAAGCCCCGCAAGCCUCUCGUAGCCGACGAUGACGACGCGGCCAUCGAUGCCGAGUUCGAGGCGACCAUGAAACGGAUCAAGGCGGCCAGGGCGGCUCGAAAUGCCGAGAUGGAAGAAGAGUUCGACAGUUUUGCAACGAAAAAGAAAAUCAACAUAGCGGAUCAGCUUCUCGACAGUGUAGGGCUCAACAGUAAGACGCAGAGAGCAAUUGAGGACGAUGUAUUCCAGAAACAGAAAAGAUCUGUUAAGAAAUAUCUUGACGAUGAAGAGGAUUCCAAAGUAAUGACUAAAUGGUCUGCUGUGAGCCCGGGAGGUAGGGCUCUGAAAGAGGCGGAGGAGGCCGCAGAUGAGAUGUCCGCUGUGGCACGAGCGAGGAAGUCCCGGGCUAGAAUGCAAGAUAUUGAUGCAGAAUUAGAAGAGUUGGCGGCCAAGGGAGCGGCUCGACAGAAGAGGAUAUCUGACCUUAAAGCUCUGAUGGACGAGACGUCAGAGUCCAGCACACAAGCUGCAUCUACUGUCAAAGUCAGCAAGAGAAUAACUGUGAAGGCAACCUCAGAGAAAAAACAGGUUACCUUCUAAUCUGUUUAGUUGUACCAUACCAGAUGUCAUUUUAUAAGGACUAUGUGUGAUUUUAAUCCCGGAUAUUGUGAUGGUUUGGGAUUACCUGUUUUGUAAAUUCAGAAAUUGUUUUGAUGUAGUUGAUGUUGUAUUUAAUAAAAUGUAAAAACAUUUAUGUACAAAGCAAUUUUGCAAAAAAAUCUGUAAGUAAAUAUUUAAAUAUUUUAGAAUGUGGAUGAUAGCUUAGUAAUAAUAGGUAACUUUUGAAACAAAGAUGUAAAAUUUGACUGUGUAUAUAUUUUUCUUUCAUAAAUGACACACGACCAGCUAACUUUUUAAGGAAAACAUUUGUAUUUACUUAUGAUAAUAAUUAUGGAAAAAGAAUAGAAUAAAAACUAAAUUCUAAAA